GUUUAAAAAUAUCGGGAAAGUUAAACAUGUUGGAAUUUUCUUUAUAUUUAUAUUUUUGAGACAUAAAACAUAGCAUAUUUGCUACAAAAAUGAAACAGUUGUUUUAUUUAUAUGUUUAAUAAGGCUUUUAUCAUUAUAUCACCUUUAAAUGUAUGUUUGUAUAGUUUGUCAAGGUAUAGCUGUUUCGGAUAAUUAAUAUUCGGAUAUCAAAAUGAUGUUGGUAAACUAUAGGAAACUUAUUAAACUUCAUAAGUCGUUGUCGAGUGUUUGCUUGAGGAAAAGAAUCGGUCGUAAAUACAGUGUGGAGUCUGUAACCUCAUCCUCAACAUCUGUGCCAGAGUAUGACGUAAUAGUUGUGGGAGCUGGACAUGCAGGAGUGGAGGCUGCAGGGGCAGCUGCAAGGAUGGGCAGAAACACUUUACUAGUUACCCACAAGAAAGAAACUAUAGGUGAGAUGUCUUGCAAUCCAUCGUUUGGAGGUAUUGGUAAAGGUCAUCUCAUGAGAGAAGUGGAUGCCUUGGAUGGACUCUGUGCUGUUAUCUGUGAUAAAUCUGGACUGAAUUAUAAAGUAUUAAACAAAAGAAAAGGUGCUGCUGUGUGGGGACCCAGAGCUCAGGUUGACAGAAAAUUAUAUAAACAACACAUGCAAGAGAUGGUUUUAAAUAUGGACAAUUUAACUGUAAAAGAAUCGCCGGUAGAAGAUCUUUUACUGGAAUCUUCUCCCAUUGACAGUCAUUCUGUAAAUAAAAAAAUGUGUAAAGGAGUGAUUUUAGAAUCUGGAGAGAUGGUUUACAGUAAGACAGUUGUCUUGACAACCGGAACAUUUCUACGAGGCUGUAUCAAUAUCGGUUUAUCGGUGACCCCGGCGGGACGCAUGGGAGACGCUCCAGCUGUGGGUCUGGCAAAAAGUCUUGAAGACGUCGGUUUUACUGUAGGGCGACUGAAAACAGGAACUCCUCCUAGAUUGGACAAAAACACCAUUGACUUCAGUGUGCUACCAUCAUUAAAGGGAGAUAACCCUCCUGAACCUUUCUCCUACCUCAACAAGGAAGUCUGGAUACAGGCUGAUGAGCAAAUAGAUUGUCACCUUACAAAUACGGAUCCCAGCAUUGAAAAACUUGUACAUGACAGUCUCCAUCUAAACAAGCAUGUAAAGGAAGAGAUUAAUGGGCCAAGGUAA
Ruditapes philippinarum (Manila clam) is the source of this 1180-nucleotide messenger RNA. RefSeq names its product protein MTO1 homolog, mitochondrial-like. Bases 212 to 1180 code for a protein of 322 amino acids. The transcript is spliced from 7 exons. The record is from RefSeq and is a predicted model, not a curated record. Gene Ontology annotation, cellular component: cytosol. Gene Ontology annotation, biological process: tRNA methylation; tRNA wobble uridine modification. Gene Ontology annotation, molecular function: flavin adenine dinucleotide binding. Lineage: Eukaryota; Metazoa; Mollusca; Bivalvia; Venerida; Veneridae.